AUGACCGAUCCCCAUGGCUCAUACAGGGCUUUCAAGCAGAGCCUCGGAAAAGAGCUCGACUCUCUUAUGCAGCAAGGGGAUUUUAAGCCUAUUUUUCUUUACCAUGUGGUUUUCUUCAAUUGCCUUCCGUUUAUCGGCCUGAUCAUACCCCGCCGCCGAGGCGGGCGCUAUGUCCGCUACUUUAUCUGUGCCGUCGGUCUGGGAUUUGCGUUUGAGAUAUUAAGAAGUCAUAGAGCCUUGAUUGGCGGCAAUGGAUAUAUGAUUGGCAUUAUGACUGCGUGGUGGCUAAUUUGGUGUACCACGCUUUUUAUGUUUAAGGAUGUCGAGCAUGACUUUCGGCGGAUUGAAAGGGACACUAAAUUUGAAUCCGAAAGCACUUUCUCGUCAAACAACAUUCAAGGAAAGUCAGCCCACACUGACAAGAAUGAUCGAAAGCGUGAUGAUCUCUUUCACUGGCAGUCCUAUCCUCGCAAGUUCUCCCAUCGUCUCGAGUGGUGUGCGGGGCUGCUCUUCAACCUCCGAGGACCAGAAUGGAACUGGCGAGCUCCUCACCUUGGUCCUCUUCCUCAAUCCGUCCAUGAACAGCUGCGUUCAGGUUUCCCGCCGAAUAGGUUUCGUGCAGAGGAUGAUGAUACUCUCUUGACUUCGAAGCAGCGUCUUCGAGCUGCCUUCUUCACCUGCCUGCAGUCAUACCUCCUGCUAGAUGCCCUCAAGGUCAUAAUGAUGCGAGACCCUUACUUCCGAGGCACUGCUGGUCCUAACUCGGUGCCACCAUUCCCACUCUCCUACCUAGCACCCUUUCCCCUGCUAGUUAGAUUCUACCACUGCUUCCUCAGCUGUGUGGGUGUCUACGUUGCACUCAACUUCGUCACCUCAUUCGGCCCCAUCUGUUUUCUCGGUCUGUCAUUAGCCUUUCCCAAUGCAUCACGGAAAUUGACAGCUGCUCCACUUGAUGAGCCUUGGCUGUAUGCUGAUUCUUUUGGCCCUUUCAUUUCCCCCGUACUCGACCAUGGACUCGCCGGCUGCUGGGGUCGUUGGUGGCACCAACUCUUCCGCUAUGGAUUUACCUCCACUGCUAGGUGGAUCCUGUCAUUGCUUCCAAGAAACUGGACUGCAAAUGCACAGACGAAACGAAUCAUCCAUAUUGUUGUUGCGUUCACUCUCAGUGGCUUCAUACAUGCUUGCGGCAGCUACACCCAAUUCCCAGAGACUCGUCCUUUUUCGGGUCCAUUCUUAUUCUUUUCUCUGCAAAGUGUGGCAAUUAUUUGCGAACACAUCUUUAAAACGGCCAUAUAUCCACAACUACCUCUUGCUGGUACCCCGCGGUGGCUGAGACGCACCACAAAUGCAAUGUUUGUUUUCUUCUGGCUGCUUUUCUCCGGAGCUUUUAUUGCGGAUGACUUUUCACGAGGUGCGUUGUGGUUGAUGGAGCCGAUUCCACUCAGUCCACUGCGUGGAAUGGGGCUUGCAUAUGGGGAAGGUUGGUGGUGUUGGAAGGAGCCAUGGUUUCGAUAUUGGAGCGAUGGGACAUAUUGGGGCAGUGGGAUCCGAGUCCUAUAG
Molecule: messenger RNA, 1560 nt
Organism: Penicillium cinerascens
Lineage: Eukaryota; Fungi; Ascomycota; Eurotiomycetes; Eurotiales; Aspergillaceae
Product: wax synthase family protein
Exons: 1
Coding region: 1-1560 (519 amino acids)
Biological process (GO): lipid metabolic process
Source: RefSeq, a predicted model, not a curated record